GGGUGGUGAAAGGAAGAAGGGGGGAAUGAGGAGGGACUUCGGUAUCUUCUUCUUUGGAGGAUCCUAAAUUUCUUCUGCGCAGGAAGAUUUCGUAAGUAGGAAGUUACCUUGAGAGAGAGAGAGAGAGAGAGAGAGAGAGAGAGAGAGAGGAUGCACCUCUACAACGCGUGGCUUCCCCCUCCCGUUGCAGAGAAAUGCAAGGACGAGGAGGCCUCAUUCUUGCUCGUCGUCAAUUCGGUCAGGAAUUCCUGGCGCCCCGAUUACCCUGAUUCCGUCUACUCCACCAUCAAAUGGAUCUCCAUAAUCGACCUCUAUUUAAGAGCAAAAAGCACAAUUUCCUUGGAAGAUGCAAAAGCUCUUAUGGAAAUUGGCCUAGAUAUAUUUUUUGCAUCAAAUGGCAAACUUUAUGUCCAGGUUAGGUGGGGAAAUAUAUUGAUCAAACUAUUGAAGAAGUACAGGAAAGAUAUUUGCUUGAGAGUUCCAUGGAGGCCAUUCUAUGAUACUUUGAUGAGUACUCAUUUUACAAGGAAUCCUGGUGCCGAAGGUUGGAGACUGAGACAGCGACACUUCGAGACAAUUACAUCACUUGUACGGUUUUGUCGAGUUCUUUUUCCUUCAGGUUCUGCUGCUGAGAUAUGGACUGAGUUUAGUCCUUUUCUUGAAAAUCCAUGGCAUAACUCAUCAUUUGAGGGUUCAGGGUUUCUCAAUCUUUUCCUGCCGACAAACCCAGAAAAUCAGGAUUACUUUUCAAAUGAUUUUAUUAAGACCUGUUUAGACCUCUGGGCUUUGGUACCAAAUUGCCACUUUUGGGAUCUUCAAUGGGCUGAUCUUAUUGCCCGCUGCAUAAAGAAUUACAGUACAAUUGAUUGGGAGGGAUUCUUACCAAUACUUUUUACACGUUACCUGAAUAUGUUUGAGGUUCCUGUGGCAAAUGGAAAUGGUGUAUACCCUUUCUCCCUUGAUGCACCAAGAAAUGCGAGGUUCUUAUUUUUUAACAGAGUGUCCAAUCCGACCAAGGCUAUCGCGAAAUCGAUUGUGUAUCUUUUAAAACCUUGUGGCUCUACUCAAGUAUAUUUUGGGAAAUUGGCAAAUCUCUUGGAACAAUUCUAUCAUCCAUCUAAUGGUGGGCGCUGGACACAUUCAUUAGAACGUCUCCUUCGUUACCUAGUGAUCAUCUUCAAGAGACGGCUAUUACAUGAGCAGAAGAGUUUGGUAAAAGGCGAAAGCUCUGAGAUAUUUCUUGGGAAGUCAGAAAGGGCUGCCUUUGUGAAGAUUGUACUGCAGUUUGUAGAUCGUGCUCAGUACAGCAAAAAUGAAUCUCUUGCUGAAAGUGCUGCUGCUGCAAGUUCAAGUUUGUCAUAUAUCGAGCCUACUUUGGUGCUUCCAUCUAUGAUUUCCCGGUUCCAUAUGGCACUGGAGACUCUGACUGCCACACAUCAACUGAGGACUGCAGUUACAGCUGUUGCUUAUGUGGGCCGCGCAUUGUUUUUGUCUAAAAUUUCAGCUUCAUCAAUCAUAGCUGAUGAUGUAAAUAGCAUUUCAGCUGAUGCUUAUGGUGGUCUUUUAGCAGCAUGCUUAUCAAAUGCAUUGCUUGGAAUGGAUGCAAAUGAUCCUCCAAAGACUUUAGCAACCAUGCAACUCAUUGGCUCAAUAUUUUCCAAUCUGGCUAUUCUUGAUGAUGAUGAAAAUCUGCCUGCCUUCCUACCAAAUAUAAAUUUUUCUGAGUGGCUUGAUGAAUUUCUGUGUCGCCUUUUCUCUAUGCUUCUGCAUUUGGAACCAAGCAGCACUACAAGUGAAGGUGUCCAUACAUCAUCCUCAGGAACUUUUCUUGUUGAUGAUGGCCCUUACUACUUCUGCAUGUUGGAAAUACUGCUGGGUCGGUUGUCCAAACCUCUUUAUAAGCAGGCAUUAAAGAAAAUUGCGAAGUUUAUCAGAACAAAUAUUCUUCCUGGAGCUGUUGCAGAAGUUGGGCUUCUUUGCUGUGCUACCAUUCAGUCAAACCCAGAAGAGGCAGCUUCUCAGCUUAUGGACCCGAUUUUGACGUCCAUUGCUUCCUCUUUAGAAGGAACUCCUGUCUCGGGUUUUGGUGGAGGAUCAAGCAACAUGCUUUUUUCGACUAAGGCAACACUGCCUCCGGCACUUGAGACAGCAGUUGAGUAUCAGUUAAAAAUUUUAGCUGUUGCAAUUAGCUAUGGAGGUCCUGUAUUGCUAAAGUACAAAGAGCAACUCAAAGAAACUAUUAAAUCAGCAUUUAAUGCACCAUCUUGGAAGGUAAAUGGAGCUGGUGACCAUGUUCUUCGCUCCUUGCUUGGUAGCUUGGUUCUUUAUUAUCCCAUGGAUCAGUACAGGUGCAUUGCUUGUCAUCCGGCUGCUGGAGCAUUAGAAGAAUGGGCUAGCACAAAGGAUUCUCUUAAUGAACAGCUUCUACAAGCUCCUAAAUGGCAUAUUCCAAAUGAUGAUGAGGUUUCAUUCGCCAAUGAACUUCUAGACUUGCAUCUGAGAUCACCUUUAGAUGAUCUUCUCGCUAUUUGUCAGAGCAAGAACCGCUCAGAUCUGGGACUGGAAAAGGAGCGUCUAAAAGUUACUCUUCUCCGAAUUGACUCUUCACUGCAAGGUGUUCAGUCCUGUUUGCCAGAUUUUCACCCUUCCAUAAGGAGUGGGUCAAAAGACCAAGAUCUAAGUUUUCCUUUUGUUGUGGGAGAAAGUGGAGCAAGUGUUGGCAGCCCAGAACUAAGGGAAAAAGCAGCAGAAAUAGUUCAUAUUGCCUGCAAAUACCUAUUAGAAGCAAGAUCAGAUGACAGCAUAUUGUUGAUUCUUUUGAUUCGUAUAAUGGAUGCCUUAGGGAACUUUGGAAGCAUAGAAUAUGAUGAGUGGUCAAACCAUAGGCAUGCUUGGAAACUGGAUUCAGCUGCCAUAAUUGAACCUCCAGUGAACUUUCUUGUCUCAUCCUUCGCUAAGGGCAAGAAAAGGCCAAGGUGGGCACUGAUUGACAAGGCAUACAUGCAUAAUACAUGGAGAUCAUCCCAAUCAUCUUAUCAUCUGUUUCGAAUCAAUAGCAGCUUGUCUCCAUCAGAACAUCUAUGCUCCCUGAUGGGUGACCUUUUGAGUCUCUCGUUGCAUAAUUAUGAAACCGUCCGUAUCCUUGCAGGUAAAUCUCUUUCAAGGAUAUUCAAGCGCUCUCCAUUUCUGGUUGUGAAGUGUGUCCCCACACUCACCAAAUGCUUGCGUGAUUCCAGUACACCAGAACAUGCAGUAUUAGGUGCUUGUGCGAUCCUUUCGACGAGAACUGUUCUCAGACAAUUGACAUUGGAUUCAAAUGCUUUUUCAUCUUUCCUUCUCGGAAUCCUUGGAAGCUCUCAUCAUGAAUCGUUGAAGGCACAGAAAGCUAUUAAUGAGUUAUUUGUCAAAUACAACAUCCAAUUUUCUGGUCUAUCUAAAACCAUAUACAGUACCUUGGAAGAUACUUCGGAUGGACUCAGCUUUGAGGAUUUGAUUUCUAAGAUCAGUUCCAUGAGUUUUGAUCUUAAUGGCAUCCAUUGGAGGUAUAGUCUGAUGGCUAAUCGGGUUCUUCUACUGUUAGUGACGGCUUCAAAAAGUGUGAAUCUGUCUCCAAAAGUGUGGUCUGAAACUGCAGGACACUUCUUGAAAAGCUUAAGGAGUCAGGUUCCUCCAACAAGGAUGCUUGCAAUUUCAGCAUUGAAUGUUCUGCUACAAGAAUCACCACACCGACUGUCUCAAGAGAAAAAACUGACAGGGGGAAAUUUGAAGUCACCGCUUGAAGAUGCGUUAAUUCAAGUCUUCUCUGAAACUGGAUUUUUUGAAGAGACGCUGAACUAUCUCUCUCAUGAUCAUAUCAUUCCUGACAGUGAAGGUGCAUCAUCUAGACGGAAUCGUGGAACCAUCUCAAAUGCUAUAGAUAAAUCAAUUACACGGUUCUAUUUUGACUUUGCUGCAUCAUGGCCACGCACACCUACUUGGAUCUCUAUGAUUGGAGGGGACAAUUUUUAUGCAAGCUUUGCACGCAUUUUUAAACGUUUGGUUCAGGAAUGUGGAUCACCAGUAAUUUUAGCUCUUCAGAGUUCAUUGGAGGAGUCAUCGGUUGCUAAAGAGAGGGCAAAGCAGUGUGUUGCUGCUGAGGUCUUGGCUGGAGUACUGCAUUCUGAUGUUGGUGGACUUUCAGAAUCCUGGGAUAGCUGGAUAAUGAGCCUAGUGCAAAAGAUUAUCGUUAAUCCUACAGUAGAAUCAACCCCUGACUGGGCAGCUUCCAUACGUUAUGCAGUUACAGGAAAGGGGAAAUAUGGAAUAAAGAUGCCUAUCCUGAGGGACAGGAUUCUAGAUUGCCUGGUGAAACCUUUACCACAUAUUGUAUCAACCAAUAUAGUUGCAAAAAGGUUUUCAUUUUUGGCAGCUGCACUUAUUGAAAUAUCUCCACCUAGAAUGAAAGAUGUGGAAGUCAAGUUUCAUGGUACCCUUCUCAGUGAAUUAAUUGAUUGCAUGAACUUCUCAUCUGCACAGGUCAGAGAAGCAAUUGGUGUCACUCUUUCUGUGUUGUGUUCAAAUAUCAGGCUUCUUACUGCAUUUAGGCAUAUGCACUCACAAGAAUCAUCAGAGCAAAUUGCAACUUACUCCAUUGGAGAUACAAGUUGGGACCAUCAUCUGAUAAAACGUGCAUCUGAGCUUGCAGCUAACAUUCAAAAUACCAAUCAGUCCCUUAGUUUGGAUCCACAGACAGAGUUAACUCUAGAGAAUGGUCAUGAAAAUGAUGUUGUAAAAGAUGAUAUUAAGUGGAUGGAAACAUUGUUUCAUUUCAUAAUAUCAUCCAUGAAAUCUGGAAGAUCUCCAUUUUUGGCUGAUAUAAUUGUUGGCGUGAUGUAUCCUAUCAUUUCUUUACAGGAAACAUCAAGUAAGGAUCUAUCAAUUUUGGCCAAAGCUGCGUUUGAGUUGUUGAAAUGGCAUAUAAUUCCACAGCCUGAUCUUGGCAAAGCAGUUUCCUUACUUAUUUCAUCUUCUAAUGAUUCUAAUUGGAGAACUAGAUUUGCAACUCUGACUUAUUUGCAUAGUUUCAUGUACAGGCACACCUUCCUUCUGUCGGCUGUGGAUAAACGGCAAAUCUGGACACAAAUUGAGAAACUGUUGAAAGAUAGUCAAGUGGAGGUAAGGGAGCGUGCGGCAACUGUUCUUGCAGGCUUAAUGAAGGGUGGUGAUGAAGACCUUGCAAAUGAGUUUCGUGAUAGAGCAUUCAGAGAGGCGCUUUCUCUCUACAAGAAACGGAGACUCAGGAAUUCGGGUUUGGACGUUCCUGCAGCUUUCAUGCAUGGUUCUGUUUUGGCUUUGGUGGCAUCAGUGUUAUCAGUCCCUUAUGAUAUGCCAAGCUGGCUUCCUGAUACCGUCACCUUGUUGGCUCGAUUUAUUGGAGAACCAUCACCCAUAAAAUCAACAGUGACCAAGGCAGUUGCAGAGUUCCGAAGGACCCAUGCGGACACAUGGAUAAUACAGAAGGAUUCUUUCACGGAAGAGCAACUUGAGAUCCUGGUUGAUACGUCCUCCUCCUCUUCAUAUUUCGCUUGAUUUUGUAUAGUCCAUUCAAAUAAAAGAAAAGAGACAUGGUAUAAUGCAUGCUAGGGUAGGAAAUUGAACCAUUUUUAUAAUAAAUAAAAUCUAUUUACAGGGGAA
Molecule: messenger RNA, 5673 nt
Organism: Nymphaea colorata (pocket water lily)
Lineage: Eukaryota; Viridiplantae; Streptophyta; Magnoliopsida; Nymphaeales; Nymphaeaceae
Product: proteasome activator subunit 4
Exons: 35
Coding region: 151-5568 (1805 amino acids)
Biological process (GO): proteasomal ubiquitin-independent protein catabolic process
Cellular component (GO): nucleus; cytosol
Molecular function (GO): proteasome binding; peptidase activator activity
Source: RefSeq, a predicted model, not a curated record